UUUAAUAUUUGCUUCUCUCUGUUUCAGUGUACAGAUAUUCCAAUUACAAGUGAGUUGUUUGUGAAUGUCAUAAAAUCAACAAAUAAUAUUGAAGAAUUAGAUGCAGUGAGAAUGCUUGUUACAAAAGAAAUGGCAAAUCUGAGAUCAAGAGACUCAGGUGGACGUGAUGAAGGUAACGAAGUCAAGCAGCAGCUAAGUAGUCUGGAUUUCAUUCGCCGUGUCAUAGAUAACCGCAUUAACAGAAUAGACAAAGGCACAGAAACUGAUUCUAUGGGUUUACCAGUGAGCCUAGACUACAGGCAACUGGCUCGAGGAAAGCUAUUCCAGCUGCCCCUGGAAGCCAUCCUGAAAAAUAGUCUCACACUGGAUCACUUUCUCAACUACAUGGCUUCAGUUAACUCUCAACAUUACAUUAAUCUUUAUCUCAAUGUUGAGUGUUGGCGAGCAACAGUUGGUGAGAGGCUUUGCUCACUGGAGUUAGAAAGGUUACAACAUCUGGAAGAAUCUGAAGCACAGGGUUCAGGAAUGACAAUGCCAGAUCUCUGUCAUGAUCAUUUUUCUGCUCAUGACUUGUCUUCUCACAAAGAAGAGGCUGAAAUUAUAUAUGAACAAUAUUUGUCUGAAAAGGCUAGUCCAAGAGUACAAAUGGAUGAUAGCAUUGUCAAGAGAUUGAUCCUAAGAAUGCGUUCAGAGAAAGUAUCAGAAUCCUGGUUUGAUGAGGUUCAAGCAGCCCUGUUCACAAUCCUGCAGGAUACAGAAUUAUUUCUACCAGCAUUUAGGAGAUCUGUGUGGUACAUUCGCCUAUUAGCAGAAUUAGACUUAUUAAAGGAUGUGUCAAGGUCAGAUGAAGAGGACUCUCAAUCUUUAGAUGAUAUUAGUUACACCUCCUUGGAUCAGGGUGAUGAAGUUGAUGGACCAAAUCAAGGAGUAGUGAUAUCUGCUGUGUCAGGAGAUGCCUCUUCAGCUUCAUCUAGUCAUUCUACACAUUCCAAUGAUAACCAUCUGAAGAGUGUAUCAAGAGGAUCAUCUCGGGCCCAGUCACCUCAACCAGGGGGAUCACUUCACCCUUCUCCCUGCCACACACGUUCUCCUAGUCUGACAGCCAAACCAUAUACUCUUAAUGCUAAAAUAAUUGAUACUGAGAUUGUCCGAGAAGGUAGCAAGUCACAUGCCAUUUACAUUGUAUGUGUAAUGAGAAAAGAUGCAUCUGGACAAGAAGAACUUUGGCAUGUUUUUAGACGGUAUUCCGAGUUUCAUGACUUCCACUUGUCAAUUACUUCCAAAUUCAUGGACUUAUCGUCGGUUUCUUUUCCAAGCAAAAGAAUGUUGAAUAACUUGGCUGCUUGGUUCUUAGAGAAAAGAAAGUCAGAGUUAGAUGAGUGGCUUCAGACCAUCCUGGCUCCACCCACUCUUCAGUCCCACCCUGGUCUACAGGAAAUCAUUCAGCGCUUUCUCGACCAGACUACAUACUCAACCUCACCCCUUCCAAAUAUUGCAAAAAGGGUAGAGGACAAUUUCAAGUUAGGUGUACGUAGUGUGAGUGAGGCAGUGAGGUCCAUGCCUGACACAAUAUUCAAUACUGUGGAUGGCAUGGUGGAUGGCAUCUAUCGGCGCAUUGUAGGGCCACCUCAUCGUAGACUAAACACUAGUGCUGAUUAUACUCAUAGAGGGUCACUUGAUCUAGAGGGAGAUGAAAAUAUUCCUCUACGCAUCCUGUUAUUGCUAAUGGAUGAAGUCUUUGAUCUUAGAAGUAAGGAUCAGUGGUUUAGACGUCGGAUCAUGCUGUUUUUAAGACAGAUUUUAAAAGCCAUGUUUGGAGAUAUUGUCAACAGAAGGAUUGUAGACUACGUUGCUUAUAUCACAUCUCCUGAACAAGUCGCAGAUUAUGUGAAGACUUUCAAAUGAACUGAAGGCAAUUUUAGGAAGUCAGACAACUACACGUGGUGUCCUUGGUGUAUAUGAUACUGUCCAGUGGACUGCACUCAACAAAAGACUUGUAUAUGUGCUCCUGGAAGGAAUUAUUGAGUCAAUUUUAUCCAGUCAGAAGCAGAUACCUCCUCUGCUAAGGUCAUUACACACAGGUUCUGCUCGUAUUGCUGCCAGAAAUGCCCCCCAUGCAAGAAAAGUGAGAACUGACCGGUGAUAAGGAUUUUCUCAUAAUUUUAAACUAUAAUCAGUGGAAAAUAUUUAGUUAUAAUUAUGAAAAUAUUAUUAAGGACAGUGAAGGAAAUUACUCAAAAGUGUAUAAACACUGAAAUCUGAUUAAUGGUAUGCUUUGCAAAAGCUGUGUUUUAUUCCAGAUUUCUCCUCACAGUUAGUAUGUUGUAUAUGUUGUGAUGAUAAUGAUUGUAAGUACUUUUUUGUUAUUUUUAUAUAUGAUCAUAUAUAAGCUUGCUCUUUUGCCUAUCAGAUUAUCAGUCCUUUCAUAUACAGGUAACUUUUUGAGAUUUAUAUUCUUAGUCUCGGAUAUGUUGAUUACACAUUGAUGAUGUAAAGAAAAAUCAAGAUAUUAAGGUUAGUUAAUUAUACCCCCAGUCAGUGUUGUAUGAUUUAUGAAUAAAGUUGAUGUGAUUAUUUUUCCGAGCUGCAAGAUGUAAGAGAACUAUUUUCUGAUCGUUCUCAUUGGCAUUUUCAUUGUUUUAGAAUUUGAAAGCAGUCUUAGUUUCAAAAUGUCCUGGAAGAUAAGAUUUUGUAGUAUAUGUUUUUGCUCAUUUUAUAUACUGAAUGGUGUUUAUUGGAAUUUCAUUUUGCUUUGCAUAAUGGUGCCAUCUAUUGUAAACACCCUGUAUAUCUAUGAGCUAUUGUUAACUGGCACUUGCAGGUGCAGUUAGGCAAGAAGAUAAUUUUGCAUAUCUGUAUUUAAAUUUUAAGAUCAUUAUUGCAUUUCAGCAAUGCACAAAUUUAGAAUUAUAUGUAUAUAUUUGUAAUUUUGUGACAUAUAUUUAAGUAUCAAUUCAUGUCUGACCUGGCACUUUAGAUAUGUUUGUCUUAUGGUUAUAUAUACUGUCUAUCACAAUAGCCAGCACUGGAAUGGAAAUUUACAAGUCAGAUAUGUCCAUAUAUCAUUCCUUAUAUUUACUAAAAUUUUGUAUGAAAAUAAAAAAAAAAAAAUAAAAAAGAUAAAAUGAACAAUAGUCAUUAAAGAAAUGAUUAUGCAGGCAUAUCAUUGAACUCUGGUCAGGAACCUGAUUAAUUAUAUUAAUUAAUCUGAAUGUAUUACCCAAAGAGUCAGAAAAGGAAAGGUUGUCUUAUGUGCGUUGUAUUAAAGUAUUGUCAUUUCCUUGAUAAGAAAAUGAAAUGUUUGGAAUUGAACCUCCAUUUCUUGAUUAGUUUCUUCAUGAUGUCAGAAAACUUACAAAAUACAGGAAGUUGUAUAAGUAGUGUAUUUGUUUGCAUAUCAUCAUAUAAUAGACCUGGUUGUAGAAUAUAAAAUUCAUGUAAUUUGAUAAGUACAGUAUCACUUGUUAUGGUAAUGCUGUUUUUCAGUAUGCCAUCAACUACCUUAUUUACAUACUCAGUUGUACUUGUAGAAGCAAUAUAACCUUCAAUAGAAUAGCAAAAACUGUUAGAAAACCCUCCUUUAGAUAGUGUAGUAAUGCAGUAAUAUACAGAGGGCAAGAGUAAAUCAUCUCUUUGUUUUGCAUUCAAUGUAUGCACAGGCAUUUUUACUAAAGAUACAUUCAGCAACUGUGGAUUACAUGGACCAAUGCAGGGUGCCCAUUUUAGAAAUACUCAAAAUGUUCAGCUAUACAGGGCAGCAAGGGUAUCCGUUACCUUAUUCAUUUUAUACUCUUCUAGCUAAAUUAUUAAAUAAGGUCAUGCAUCAUCACACUUUCUAUUUUUACUAAUUUUACUAAUGUUUCAUAGUCCUCAUCAAAAAGAAAUGGAGAGAACAUUUGAUAACCAGGUUAUUAUUACAUAAAUCUUAAACUGGAAUGAAUUUCCAGUACACUAUAGGCCUUGAGAGAGAAAGAGAUCACAUGUGCUGGGAUAGUUAUACUCCAAACUAGAUUAUCAAAACCUUGUCCAGUAGAAUGUAAUUUUUUUUUCAUUGUCACUUAAAACAUGAAAAUGAACAUAAAUUUAGAUAAAGUAUGAAGAUCUACCAUUGUAGAUAUAUUUUAUUGUAGAGACUGCUUGUCUCUGCAGACAGAAGCUUAUUCCAAAAGCCCUAGAAUGUAAUGAUUAUUAUUGCAGUAGAUAGAUAGCUCCCUUCCUUUUUAUUUUGGGUUCAUAUGUUGGAUGUAUUUUCCAGUUCAAACCUGUAUUUUAUUUUUAUCAUUAUUAUCAUUGCAUACUCAAAUGUAACAGAUAUCUUUGUAUCCACAAAUAUUAAAUGUAAAGAUCAGGCCUAUUCAGAUUUAGGAUAUGUAUCCCAUUACUUGGUUUUGCAGUAGCUUAAAAAAAAGUCUCACUGUGUAACAUGUGUAGAUAGAUACCUCUGAAAAAUAUUUGUAUAUAACAACAAUCAUGUGUGUAGAACCAAGAAAUCAAAAACCAUUUUCUGAUAUACUGACUGAUUGAGGACUGAAACCAGACUAAAUAAGCAAAUUGAGCAUCCUGCCAGUAAUUACCAAAAAGCAUUAAGGACAAGGAAGGUUUUUCCGAGUGCUAUUGUUUUAUAUUGACGAAAAAAAAAAAUUGAGAACUAAAAUGUGUGAAGGCCUGUUGUUUCGAAUUUUAACAUUUUAAAUCUUUUAGAUGUAUCCAUGGCCCACCUACUGGUAAGUGCUAGUAUAGUGUAAUGAUAGUUAGAAUUGAAUGUUAAUGUUUUACAUGACCUGGAGUUGAAGUUACUUGGUACAACUUUUGCUUAUGCAAAAGUACCUUAAAAAAUCUAAAUUUCACUCACUCUUAGAAAGCAUAUGCAGAAGCACAUCCAUUUACUUGUCUGUGGUUCAUUCUUUAUGUGUCGUCAUAUCCGUGUCUGUGUGUGUGUUUGCUCCAGUGAUACAUGCAAUCAAUAGAUUAUCCAGCUGUGGAUUAGAACAAAAGUGAUCAGGUCUUUGAGAGAACCUUAUGAUUCUCAGAAUGGGUUUACAUUUUAUUAAUUUUUCCUCUAAAUUGUGAUGUCAAGAGAGGUCUGUCUGCACAUACGAAUCUUCCAAUAUGUAUUAUAUGUAAAAAAAUAUAUAUAUUUCCCAGUGAGCAGUGGUUUAAAGAUACUUUACACUGAAGUGUAUAAUGGUUGUAACAUUGUUUAUGACAUAUAUGAGAAAAUUCCUCAUAUUUACAUAUUAUUUAUUCUAGAAGUAAAGAAAAAUCAACAGUAGUUAUUUUAAGAUCUGAGAUAUUUCCCAAUGUCUGAGUAGUUCAUUAUUUACUUCAUAAUUGUGUUCUUGUAUUGCUGUAGCUGUUAUUAUUUUAGUUAUAUUAAGAAGAGAUAAAUUAAAUGCAUAUGCAACUUU
Molecule: messenger RNA, 5408 nt
Organism: Penaeus vannamei (Pacific white shrimp)
Lineage: Eukaryota; Metazoa; Arthropoda; Malacostraca; Decapoda; Penaeidae
Source: RefSeq, a predicted model, not a curated record